This is a messenger RNA of Xyrauchen texanus (razorback sucker), 4371 nucleotides long. Its product is annotated as protein EFR3 homolog B-like. The transcript has 22 exons. Gene Ontology annotation, cellular component: plasma membrane. The record is from RefSeq and is a predicted model, not a curated record. NCBI's taxonomy places the organism in Eukaryota, Metazoa, Chordata, Actinopteri, Cypriniformes, Catostomidae. Bases 321 to 2744 code for a protein of 807 amino acids. Gene Ontology annotation, biological process: protein localization to plasma membrane.
GUGUGUGCAUGUGUUCAUAUUUGCUGAGGAGGGACUGCAUGCAUGCUAGAAUGUGUGUGAUUGUAUUUGUGUGCAUGUGUAUAUGUGGGUGUGCACCUGUGUGUUAAACCAGCAUUGUUCCUGAUAGAGGGAAAGCUGUGCCGCGCUGUUUGAAGAAUCCAAGGUCAUUGGAGAAUAGUCUUAUGUGAGCGUGCAUGUGUGAAUGAGUGUCUAUGAGAGAGUGAGCGUGUGUGUGUCUCUCUCUCUUCCUUUCUCUCUGGCUGUGUGACAGAGAAAGAGGCUUCAGGCAAAGAACAGUGAAUUUCAUCUGCUUUUCAUCAAUGUACGGUGUUUGUGGAUGUUGUGGGGCCCUGAGACCCCGUUAUAAGAGACUGGUGGAUAACAUCUUUCCUGAAGACCCUGAGGAUGGUUUGGUGAAAGCUAACAUGGAGAAGCUUACUUUUUAUGCCCUGUCUGCUCCAGAGAAACUAGACCGCAUCGGCUCCUACCUGUCAGAAAGACUUUCCAGAGAUGUUGCCCGCCACAGAUAUGGGUAUGUUUGUAUUGCUAUGGAGGCUUUGGACCAGCUGCUGAUGGCCUGUCACUGUCAAAGUAUAAACCUUUUUGUUGAGAGUUUCCUCACUAUGGUGCGCAAGCUACUGGAGGCAGACAAACCCAACUUGCAGAUCCUGGGCACUAACUCAUUUGUGAAAUUUGCAAACAUCGAGGAAGACACAGCUUCAUACCAUCGCAGCUACGAUUUCUUUGUCUCACGCUUCAGUGAGAUGUGCCAUUCCAGUUACGAAGAUCCAGAUGUUCGCACAAAGAUUCGUAUGGCAGGUAUCAGAGGUCUGCAGGGUGUGGUGAGGAAGACUGUCAAUGAUGAACUGCAGGCAAAUAUUUGGGACCCUCAACACAUGGAAAAAAUAGUGCCAUCCCUUCUGUUCAACCUCCAGCAGGAAAAAGUCAUAGAGAGAUCUCCCUCUCCAGGGACAGAGAAGGAAAGUCCAGUGGAGCUGACUGAGAGGUGUUUCAGAGAGCUGCUGGGACGAGCAGCUUAUGGCAACAUAAAGAACGCCAUCAAACCCGUGCUCAUGCACCUUGAUAACCAUUCACUCUGGGAGGGCAAAACAUUUGCCGUUCGCUGUUUCAAAAUCAUUAUGUACUCCAUUCAGUCCCAACAUUCGCAUUUGGUGAUUCAGCAGCUGUUGGGUCACUUGGAUGCCAACAGUAAGAGCUCCGCCAGAGUGCGUGCUGGGAUUGUGGAGGUGAUCUCAGAGGCAGCGGUUAUAGAGGCCAGUGGCUCCAUAGGACCGACAGUACUGGAGGUGUUUAAUACUUUACUGAAGCAGCUCAGACUCAGUGUGGACUAUGAACUCACUGGAUCCUAUGACUCUUUUGGAAACAUGGGAACCAAUGUCAUUAAAGUGCACGAGGAGAGACAACUCCAAGAAUCCGUCAUCAAAACUAUUGGCUCAUUUGCAAACACGCUUCCUACGUACCAGCGCUCAGAAGUUAUGCUAUUCAUCAUUGGUAAAAUUCCUGUGCCAGGGAUGUAUCCGGCUCUGGGGUUGCCCAACACAGGGGUUGAGGGCAGUAGGAUGAUACAGAUUAUGCUGCUAAAAUCUCUGCUGCAGGUAACAGCAGGAUUCCAGUCUACGAACAUUCUGACCGCUCUGCCCACCUCAUUCCUGGACCCGCUCUUGUCCUUUACUCUGAUGGAGGACGCGGAGAUCCGGCUGCUCGUUCUUGACAUCCUCAUCAGCAUCAUUGAUCGCCAUGACAACCGCCAAAAAUUCUCCCCUGUCAGAAUUGUGUCAGAUAUCGCUGUACUGAAGCUGAAAGUGGACAAGUGCUCAAGGCAGGACAAUCUCUUUAUGAAGAAACACAGCCAGAGGCUGUACCGCCACAUUUACCUGGCCUGCAAAGAGGAGAGCAGCGUCCAGUGGCACUUUGAGUCUCUUUAUACACUGUUGGGGUUGAUCUGUGUUGAGCUGGCCAAUGAGGAGGUGGUGGUGGACCUGAUUCGACUGGCUUUGGCCUUACAGGACCUGGCCUUGACUGAAGACGCACUUCCUUUGUACAACCUCUGUGCCAUCCACGCUCUGUCAGCUGCAUACCUGAAUCUCAUCAGCCAGCUGACCACUGUGCCCACCUUCUGCCAACAUGUCCAUGAGGUGAUUGAAUCAAGAAAGAAACUGGUCCCCUUCCUGCUGCCUGAGGAUGUGCUUGCUGAGACCUCAAAGAUCCCAGAGAAGUUGGAGAAUGUGGAGGGUGAAGUGCUGUUCAUGCAGGCUAAGAUAGCAGAGAUGCUGGGUGGCAGUGGAUACAACACAGAGAGACUGGCCACUCCAUAUAUCCCACAGAUCACAGAUGAAGACAGACUAUCCAAGAGGAAAAGUAUUGGUGACACUAUUUCUCUACAGUUAGAGAUCGAGUCUGGGCAGAGUCCAGAAAAAGAGCAGAGAUCCUCAGCAGAGCAGAUCACAUUUGAAACCCUUAAACAAGCCAUUGUAGACAGUGUGAGUGUGGAGGAGCUGGAAAGAGAGCGCAGAAGGCAGGUGGUGGAAAGGUUUCAGAACGCUCCAUUUGAGGAGAUCGCAGCACACUGUGGGGCCCGGGCUUCCCUGUUGCAGAAUAAACUCAACCAAAUCUUUGAAAUCACAAUCAGGCCUCCUCCAAGUCCAUCUGGCUCUGUCGGCAACGGUCGGAGUCGUUCCGUACCAGUCUAUGAAAUGAAGUUUCCUGACCUCUGUGUGUACUGAGAGAGCCUGGAGCCAGUCACCACAUACAAACCUGUUUUUAUGCCUACAAUAUUAUCACUCCUUAAUGUCCAGGUGAAACUCAAUGGUGUCCUUUAGUUUAAUGUCUUUAUAUAAAGAUAAAAGCUUUACUUUAUCCAGAGAUCUUCACCAAAACAGACAACCAAACCAAGAGAAUGUACAUUGGUUAAAUAUGCACUGUAUCACUAUAAAUGACAAUGCUCACACAACUUAAUCUAAUUGCAAAUGUAUUGAAUGUGUCUACAAACAAUUGUGUCAUUGUCUGAGAAUACAUAGCAGAAUAGGGGUUUUAUGUGUAAUCAAAUAUCCAGUAAAUACACCAGGUUAUUGUGUAUGUCUGUCGUUCGGAGAAAGUGGUUGAUAUUCUUGUAAAAAUAAAAAGUAUAACUGCCUUACAUAUUUUUAUCUUAAGUUAAGACUUUACAUUUGUUAAAAAAUGAUCUCUGCAUGUUUUCCGUAAAUGUUUUUCAAUGUGUUGAUUAAUUAAGUGAUGUAGAAGUAGGGACAAUAGAGAGAGAGAGAGAGAGAGAGAGAGAGAGAGAGAGAGAGAGGUAGAGGUAGAGAGAGAGAGAGGGGUAGAGAGAGAGAGAGAGAGAGAGAGAGGUAGAGAGAGAGAGAGAGAGAGAGAAGUAUGUCCUUCUGCAUGUUUAAACCCUCUCUAAUUGCUGCAAUAAUAUUUGUAUUUAAAGCAAUAAUAAAUGAAUUGAAUAAUGCAGAUUCUUCAGAGACAAAAGCUGAAGAAAAAGUACAACAAAUAUUUUUUUGCAAACACUCGAUGCAUUAUUGCAGUCAGAACUGACAGCUGAUUGACACACUGUGAGCAAGAGAGUAAAUUCAACAGGUCCUCUAGUGUAUUUGCAUAGUAAAGUCAUGCAAGUUAUGCACUUUUGUAUCUUGCUACUACUGGAAAUGUGAAGGGUAAGAGAUUUUAUUUGCUUAAAAUUCUUGUGAUUGUGUGCUUUUCUCAAAAGAGUGUUUUCCUUUCUGAACCAGAGUGAAGAGGUAAGAUUUCUUAUAGUCCGCAACUAUGGGGGUCCUAGGGGGCCGAUUAGCUCUCUAUUUAUUGUUAAAUUAGCCAUGAUAUUAGUUUGUUUCUUUUGUUACUUGUAUGACUUUUCUCUCUUCAUAAAUGUAUAAAUCUGUAAUUCUAAGAUCACAUCAAGAUUUUUGCUCUCUUGUAUUUUAUCGCAGCACUUUAUAGCUCAUCGUGUAAAUGUGGUGUAUGCUGAAAAAUGUGAUUGUGAUUGUCCAAAGUGAAUUAUCCUUUAUCAUCUCAUCUUUUCCCUGUUUAAUCUUUCCUCUCUAAAAAAGGGUUCCUUGUCAGUCACCACAUGCACUGGGCGUUUUGUCUGUUUUUGUCUUUUGAUUUUAGGUUGAAUCCUUAUUAAGAAUAUUCAAGCAAUGUGGACUGUAAUUAGUAAUGAUUAUGUCAACUUUGUCCCUGUUAUGUGUUUGGGUACCGUCAAUGCAAACUGAUAUGACUUCAGAACUGUGUUCUGUGAAUGUUUGCUUAAAUGAAACCAUUCUUAAGUGAUGUACAUAUGUGGUGUGAAUAAUCAGAAUAUCAAUUAAAGACUAAUUUUAUGAAAUCAAAGUUUGACCUGUCUUU